UCUCUUACUCUUUGUUUGGCAAAAAUAAAAAUGCCCGCCUAUGGCUGAUAUAUGGACCCCUUCUAUACAAACCCACUGCACUAUAUUCACUUGCAAAUCAUCAGAACGGUUUGGAGUCCAAGCACUUAGAAGUUGAUAGUUAAGGCAUGAGGCGAGAGAUGACAGUCACACCACCAGAAGGGAAGAGCGACGAGUCCAUAGCUCUCGUUGCUGCACCAAAGGCACCAGGUACAGCACGGAAUAAAGGUUCAAGUGGAUCAGUCGACAGGGACCUUGCGCUAGCAGAAGUUGAGAAGGAAAAGAAACUGACAUUCAUUAAGGCAUGGGAAGAAAGUGAAAAGACAAAGGCAGACAACAAGGCACAGAAAAAGAUGUCCACAAUUACUUCUUGGGAAAACAGCAAGAAGGCUGCUAAAGAAGCCGAUUUGCGAAAAACAGAGUUCCGUGUCCAUGGUAUGCAGGAAAAGCUGGAGAAGAAAAAGGCAGAGUACGGGGAAAAAGUGAAAAACAAGGUAGCAUUGAUUCACAAGCAAGCAGAAGAAAAGAGGGCAACAAUCCAAGCAGAACGUAGUGAACAAAUUCUCAAAGCAGGGGAAGUGGCUGCAAAAUAUCGUGCUGCUGGGUACAUGCCGAAAAAGUUCCUAGGGUGUUUCUGAAAAUCGUUGAUCUUGGACCUGACCAGAAGGGAAGAACAAUAGCUCUCAUCGAUAAUGUUUCUGUUGUUUCAUGCUGUUGGCGCGUGAACCUCGCUGAAAAAGGAAGAUUGCCGUCUGUUUUUUGUGCUUCCAUGACGAAGGGCUUGUUUGCCGUGUCAUAUCUUAAGUACUUAAAUGGUUGUGACUUGUGAGUGAUCUUUACCUGUUAUUCCUAUGAAGAGAAUGGAUUGUCUAGUCUAGGUUCCUGGUUCAGAUGUAGCACCUUUCUUCCAUAA
Messenger RNA from Rhodamnia argentea, 931 nucleotides. RefSeq names its product remorin-like. The coding region runs from base 147 to 656 and encodes 169 amino acids. The transcript has 5 exons. NCBI's taxonomy places the organism in Eukaryota, Viridiplantae, Streptophyta, Magnoliopsida, Myrtales, Myrtaceae. The record is from RefSeq and is a predicted model, not a curated record.